Messenger RNA from Closterium sp. Yama58-4, 2814 nucleotides. Lineage: Eukaryota; Viridiplantae; Streptophyta; Zygnematophyceae; Desmidiales; Closteriaceae. The record is from the annotation of a GenBank genome assembly.
AUGUCGAGCAACAGCAGCAGCGGCGGUGGGGAUGGCGACGGGGAAACGACAACGCCGCAAGUGGUGUUGACGCGGCACGGGGUAUGGCUCGCGACGGCCUUCCCCGACUCCUCUGUGGGCAUCGGCGCGAGCUGCGGCGUGCCCGGCGGCGCCGCUUUGCGUAGCGGAUCUCGCGGCGGCGUGCGACGGAGGGAGGGGGCCGAUUACGCGGUGCCGCGUCAUGUGGUGGAAGAGACCAAGCGGCAGUUGCGGCCGCUGCUUAACGCGCUUAGAUUCGUGGAGUCGAGUAACAGGGUGAAUUGCCCUGACGGCGACAACGGGAAGAGCAUCGGGCCGCUGCAGAUAUCGGAGGAGUACCAUCGCGACGCGUGGGGGCCGCUGACGGGACCGUGGUCGCAGUGCAGGGAGCUGGCGCACGCGGAGGACACGGUGGUGUCGUACUGGAUGCGCUACUGCCCGCACGCCAUCCGCACACUCGACUGGGAACUCCUCGCUAAGGCGCACAACGGUCUGCCGCGCCCCCACUCCCCCCUUUCUCCCGCCUCCUUCCCCCCAUUCCUCCUCCCGUCCUCUCCCCCUCCACGCCCUCCGGACCCCCUCCCUUUUCCCGAUCACCGUCUUGCUGCCCUACCCCAUCAUCCCCCUCUUCCCCUCUUCCUCCCCACACCCAAUUUAUCACUACCCUCGCCUCCAUCCCCCGCCCCAUCCACUUCCCCCACCCGUCUUUUUUCCCCCGUCCCAUCCCCACGCGCCUCCACUAAUCAAUCCCCCCUCGGUGCAGGCGGGCCGCGCGGGACGCGCUACAGCAAGACGCAGCGGUAUUGGGGGAAGGUGCGCCGCCACCUGCAGCACCAGCAGGCGCUGCUCAUCCCGCCCUCCGCCGCCACCAUCCCCCCCCAACGCCCCGCGCACCUUGCGCCCUCCGCGCUGGCAGCUCCUGGAAUUCGAGGUGCGUGCACCAUUCCGCGGGUGGGCUGUUCCGCGGAUGAGUGGUGUGCGAAUGCGGUGGGCACGUGUUCGCUGGGCGCACUGCAGCGGGUGACUGCUGCAUGUGGUGCGCCAGCGCCAGCAGCGGGGGCGACAGCAGGGGCUGCAUGCGCAGCACAUGGCGCCCCUUCCCCCCUCCUCCUCGCGGACUCCCCUUCUUCCCCCCGCCCUCCCUCCCCCCCGCACGCCACUUGCCAAGGGGACGCGGGGGUGGGAGUAGGGGGAGAAGCAGCACGCGCAUCAGGGGGCGGACGUGGGGAGGCGGUCCUAGAGGGGGAAGCAGCAGGGGAUGCGGAAGGGUCUGAUGAGGCGGUCGUAGAGGGGGACGCGGUGGAUCUGGAGUUGCUGCGCGCGCUGAUGGGGGGAGAUGCGGGGGAAGGGCGGCAUGGGGGGGUUGGGGCGGAUGAGAGUGACGAGGGGGGUUGGGACAAAGUGGGAGAGAGAGGUUGGGGUGUUGACAUGCUGUUGCAGUUGGAACAACAAGGUGGGGAGUGGGAGGAUGGGGAGGUGGAGGAGGGGCGAGAGCGAGUGGUGGUGGCAGAGGGGAGUGUAGAGGGGGGUAAUGAGGGGGAGCAGGAGGAGGGAAGUGAAGGGGAGCGGGAGGAGGGAAGUGAAGGGGAGCGGGAGGAAGGGAGUGAGGGGGAAGGCGAGGUGUGGCAGCAGCUGGCGGCACUGAUGGGGGUCGCUGGUGAGAAGGGGGCCUUGGGGGGCGUGGCAGCAGCGGAGGCAGUGGGGCAGGGGGAGCAAGAGGGGCAGGAGUGGCAGGAAGGGCAGGAGGGGGGUGAUGAGGGGCUAUCAUACAGGGAGAUGGCGCAGUGGCUUCUGCAGCACACCACUGACGUGGUCUGGGAAGGCGAGGGGGAGGGGGAGGAGGGGGAGGAGGGGGAGGAGGGGGAGGAGGGGGAGAAGGAGGGGGAUGAUGAAGUGGGUGGGCCAAGAAAGGAGGUAGGGGAGGAGAAGGCGCAAGGGGAGACAGCAGCAGAGGCAGAGGCGGUGGAAGGUGCUGCAGGCAAGGGGAGUGAGUGGCAAGGAGCUGUGCUGCUGGAGCAGCCUGUGCCAGUGCCUGACGCUGAGCUGGCAGGUGCUGCUGAGCUGGCAAGUGCUGCUGAGGCGGAAUCUGGGAGCAGCAGCAGGGGCGGCAGGGGAAAGGGGGGGCGGAUGAGCAGCGUGGUGUGGGAGGUGGUGGGUGCAUGGGACCGCCUGCUGUGGGACGACCAGCCGAGCAACGUUGCUGUCGCACCAUGUGCUGCUGCUGCACCCACCUGUGCCGCGCCGAGCGAUGCCGCGGAGGCCGCAGCAAGCAGUGCUGUAGUGCCGCUGGGCGGCGCUCCGAUCAAUGCUGUCGCACGAGAGAUGGAGGAGAGGGAGAUGGAAGGCACGGCACGGGGUGUGAGCAGAGGUGCAGAGGAGGAGGGUGCAGAGGAGGGUGCAGAGGAGGAGGGUGCAGAGGAGGGUUCAGAAGAGGGUGCACUCAUCCUUCACCCCGCCGUCGCCCUUACCUCAUCCCUUCCCGGCGCUGCCGCCAUCCACUCUCUCACCAGCAGCACCGCUCUGCACCGCACGCACAGCUGCAUGGAUGCCUGGUCGCCAGAGGCAGUGUUGGUUGAGCUGGAGGAAGCUGCCAGGAAGGAGCAUGAGCAGCGGGCGGCGGUGAUGCGGGCGGUGCGGGCGGCGAUGGGGCGCGGGGAGAGGCUGAGGCUGUACGACCAAUGGGGGGUUGACAGGUGGCAGCAGAGCCGGCUGCACACGAUAGUGUUUCAGCGGCUUUGGAAUGAGCCCAUGCUGUGUGCGGAGAGUGCGGCACUGGUCGCCAAGUUCCUUCCCUGA